This is a messenger RNA of Vespula pensylvanica (western yellowjacket), 2000 nucleotides long. RefSeq names its product zinc finger matrin-type protein 2. The coding region runs from base 729 to 1322 and encodes 197 amino acids. Gene Ontology annotation, biological process: mRNA splicing, via spliceosome. Lineage: Eukaryota; Metazoa; Arthropoda; Insecta; Hymenoptera; Vespidae. Gene Ontology annotation, cellular component: U4/U6 x U5 tri-snRNP complex; spliceosomal complex. The record is from RefSeq and is a predicted model, not a curated record. Gene Ontology annotation, molecular function: nucleic acid binding; zinc ion binding. The transcript has 5 exons.
UAACUGAUAAUCAUUUUUAUGAAAUUUUUUCUUUGAUAGGGUGGGGGAAAGAAAAGAAAAAUAAAAAAAAAAAAAACGAAUGCUCGUAUAUACAUAUUUUUUAUAUUUAUAUUUACUGAAUUAGAAUGAAAUAUAUUUUAUAGAAAGAUAUAUAUUAUAAAAGCAAAUAUACGAAAAAUAUGUUUUCUGUAACACACAAAUAAACGUGUUCUUUCAUUUAAGGCCGUUCAUUAGCCUUGGCCUUAUAGUGGUUUACGCCAAUAAUGAGAACAGGCAUAACUCUUAACCGAUUUUGAGGAACGCGAGUCCUCCUUUUAAAGACGAAGAUUCGAUCUAUGAUAUCACUUUAUCGAAGGAUAUAAGUUUAUAGAUCGAUACGAUAAAUAUGUCGCCAUGGAGGCGACAGUGUUUCUCGCUCGCGCUGUAGUUCAUAUUUUGUCGAUAUCUGUCGCUAAAGUCACACACGCUCCGGGCGAAAGGUAACGAACCAGCCUUGAUAAGAUUGACAGAACGCGCGGGUUUGUGAAAACGAAUUUAUAAACGAAAUAGAUGGCAGCAAUCGGUAAACGUAUGUGGCGCUACUGUAUUAACUCUUACGACCCAAUCGAAUGGAGAGGUACACGAUAAACAAAAUCUUUCCGAAUUUACGUUGGAACGCAUUGAUCUUUUCUUAUUGUUCGAGUAUCAAGAUCAUCGAUUGAUUAAGUUCUUGUAUCAAAGCUGCAACUAUGUCAAUGAGACCCGACGAUCACAGACGAAAAUGGAACAGAGAAGAGUACGAACGAAUAGCUCUUCAGCGUCUCCAGGAUGAAAUCGCUGAAGAGGAAUUAGGUAUCCCUAAGCAGCCAGCAGUAAAAAGAGAAUUACUUAAACAAAGAGACUAUAAGGUCGAUUUAGAAUCAAAAUUAGGAAAAAGCGUUGUUAUUAACAAAAAUACUCCGUCUUCGCAAACAGGAGGUUAUUAUUGUAACGUAUGCGAUUGCGUCGUUAAGGAUUCUAUCAAUUUCCUAGAUCAUAUCAAUGGAACAAAACAUCAGCGUAAUUUGGGUAUGUCCAUGAAGAUAGAGCGUUCAACGUUAGAACAAGUUAAGGCUAGAUUUGCUUUAAAUAAAAAGAAAUUAGAGGAAAAGAAAAAAGAUUAUGAUUUAGAGCAAAGAGUGAAGGAAUUAAAAGAAGAGGAAGAAAAAAUAAAAGAAUAUAGAAAAGAAAAGAGAAAAGAUAAAAAGAGGAAAUUAGACGAAGUGGAGGAGGAAGAUGCCGGACCAUCGGACGAAAUGGCUGCCAUUAUGGGCUUUUCUGGAUUUGGCUCCAAGAAAAAGUGAUAAUGACUUUGACAUAGACAUUCGUGAAAAAAUGUCUUAGUAUACUUUAUCUUUCAUAUAUCACGAAGCGCUGCAACCUCUAUCCAUGGCGCACUAUCAGAAAAAUCAUUUAUCAACAUUUGACAAAGUAACCAUAAUGAAAUUUGGUAAUUACAUCAAGUUUUUAAUCCAAUCGUUAGUAAGUGUUUGUAUGCAAAGUGAGACGAGGAUAUUGAUAAGAUUAAAAAAAGGAAAAGACGAAAAUUAUAGUAAUAAUGAUGAUUUCUCAUAAGUAUAAGAAAUGGAUUCUACGUAUAUUCUACGUAUACUUAGAAUUUUAGACAAAAGAUUCAUGGAUAAAUGGAGUAUUUAUUUUAUAUAAUUAAUCAGCAAUAUAUAAUAUAUAGGCAAUUUUCAUCAUAAGAUAAGGUAAGAUGGACAAAAAUUAUCGAAUAUACGACUUGGUUCGGAGGAAACAAAUUUUAUGCUCAUAGGCGAAAGAAAUGGAAAUGGUUUGGGAGAAACAUUGAGGCGAAAUGAUUACGUUGAAAUAAUUUUAUAUUUGAGAUUGUACCAUGUUCGCUAACCGUAACUAUCUGUUUGGCGAUCGGUAAUGUCGGAAACGCAGGAAACGGAGAUGUUUGAAAUCAAAAACGGCAUAGAAUGAAAGCGCGUUACAAUAAAAAUGAAAAGAAUAUA